Molecule: messenger RNA, 2262 nt
Organism: Cornus florida
Lineage: Eukaryota; Viridiplantae; Streptophyta; Magnoliopsida; Cornales; Cornaceae
Product: glutamyl-tRNA reductase 1, chloroplastic-like
Exons: 3
Coding region: 183-1829 (548 amino acids)
Biological process (GO): tetrapyrrole biosynthetic process
Molecular function (GO): glutamyl-tRNA reductase (NADP+) activity; NADP binding
Source: RefSeq, a predicted model, not a curated record
UGCCCACCUACUCCUCUAUUUUCCUUUGUCUGACUCUGACUCUCUCUAAAAAUAACUAAAAAACGAACCAAUUAAACGGGGACGGACAACACAAUCCCCAUAAACCUCUCCUCUCUCACCUCCCUCUCUGUCUCAAAUUUAGGGUUAGGGUCUGGGCACAGUCCAGGUGAAUUUUGCCAGUAAUGGCCGUUUCGAGUACAUUUGCAGGGGUCAAGCUAGAGACUUUCCUCCUCACCAACAAUUCGACCAAUUCUUCGGCUCCGAGGUCGUCGUCUCCGUCUCAAAUUGGGAUAUCCUGCAAACCAACUCGAACCAGACGAACCCUAAUUGUUGAGCGAGGUCGAGCCUCUUUCAAUCCGACCAUCAGAUGUGAGGCUGUGUCCGAUCUUAUGGUCCAGACCGCUUCUUCUUCAAGCCUCUCUGCUCUCGAGUUGCUCAAAACAUCCGCAGCUGACAGAUAUACAAAGGAAAGGAGCAGCAUUGUGGCCAUCGGGCUCAGUGUUCACACUGCUCCUGUUGAAAUGCGUGAAAAAUUAGCAAUUCCAGAAGCAGAAUGGCCACGAGCCAUUCAAGAGCUUUGUAGUUUGAAUCACAUAGAAGAAGCUGCUGUUCUUAGUACAUGCAACAGGAUGGAGAUAUAUGUUGUAGCUCUUUCUCAGCAUCGUGGAGUCAAAGAAGUUACUGAAUGGAUGUCAAAGACAAGUGGCAUCCCUGUUUCUGAGUUUUGCCAGCACCAGUUCUUGCUGUAUAACAAAGAUGCUACACAACAUCUCUUUGAAGUCUCAGCAGGACUAGACUCAUUGGUUUUAGGAGAAGGCCAAAUCCUUGCUCAGGUCAAACAAGUUGUGAAAUUAGGCCAAGGAGUCUUGGGCUUUGGGAGGAUCAUUAGCGGGCUUUUCAAGCAUGCAAUCACAGUUGGAAAGCGGAUUAGAACCGAGACAAACAUUGCAGCAGGGGCUGUUUCUGUUAGCUCAGCUGCUGUUGAAUUAGCUUUAAUGAAGAUUCCUGAGUCCUCGCAUUCCACUGCUAGGAUGUUGGUGAUUGGAGCUGGCAAGAUGGGGAAACUUGUGAUCAAACACUUGGCAGCAAAAAGAUGCACAAAAAUGGUGGUCGUAAACAGAAGUGAAGAGAGAGUUGCAGCCCUCCGUGAGGAGUUGGAGGGUGUCGAGAUAAUAUACAAACCACUUUCGGAAAUGCUAAACUGUGCUGCCGAGGCAGAUGUAAUUUUCACCAGCACAGCAUCAGAAGCCCCAUUAUUUUUGAAAGAGCACGUAAUGGAUCUUCCUCCUGUUGGUCCAGAUGUUGGAGGCUUAAGGCUUUUCAUUGAUAUCUCUGUUCCGAGGAACGUGGGUUCUUGUGUCAAGGAUCUGGAGACUGUACGAGUUUUUAAUGUGGAUGAUCUUAAGGAGGUUGUUGCAGCUAAUAAAGAGGACCGACUUCGUAAAGCAAUGGAAGCUCAGGCAAUAAUUACUGAGGAAUUAAAACAAUUUGAAGCUUGGAGGGAUUCUUUAGAGACUGUUCCCACAAUCAAAAAGUUGAGGGCCUAUGCGGAAAGAAUUAGAGUUGCAGAGCUAGAGAAAUGCUUGUCAAAAAUGGGUGAUGGUAUCUCAAAGAAAACGAGGAAGGCUGUGGAUGAUCUUAGCCGGGGUAUAGUAAACAAGCUCCUUCACGGUCCAAUGCAACACCUGAGAUGUGAUGGGAGUGACAACAGAACUUUGAAUGAGACCCUUGAGAAUAUGCAUGCUCUUAAUAGAAUGUUUAGUCUCGAGACUGAGAUAUCUGUGUUGGAAGAGAAGAUUCGAGCCAAGAUAGAGCAAAACCAGAAGUAAGCUCCCAUGCCAAAAUUUCUUUAACAGCACUUCUUACUGCGUCAAAAUCUGAAUAAAGAGUAAAAGUUACUCACCGUGUGAUUAGGAUUGGCACUGUUGGUAUCUUCAAUAGAAUAGUAAACGGGAUUUGGUUCCUUUGUGGGAUUUUUCGUAUUCAUCCCUUCUUGUCAGAAACUUCUGCGUAACUCUGGUUGGGGUUCUUUUGUAGGCAUUUCAUUUGCCUACAGUGUGAUUGUAAGUGGCCAUUCAGCUUUGUAGCAUACAAUUGAGGUAAUAUGCGGUGAGCUCGAUUAGUGUAUCGGAUGAUUUCUCCCUAUUAUGUAGUCUGUUCCUGAAACAUUAUUGAAUUUGUAAUUAAUUUACGGAUUAAUCAAAUAUUGACAUCUUCCAAGCUCAAUAUAGCUAGGCUGGAAUGGAUCAAAGCUUUCUCCUC